This is a messenger RNA of Exaiptasia diaphana, 2862 nucleotides long. RefSeq lists its product as uncharacterized. The record is from RefSeq and is a predicted model, not a curated record. Gene Ontology annotation, molecular function: protein binding. Gene Ontology annotation, cellular component: membrane. Bases 1 to 2862 code for a protein of 953 amino acids. NCBI's taxonomy places the organism in Eukaryota, Metazoa, Cnidaria, Anthozoa, Actiniaria, Aiptasiidae. The transcript has 16 exons.
AUGGUUCCUACAAUACGAAGCGAUAUUCUUCUGGGAUCUUACAAUAAUGUUCUUGAUUCCACAGGCUAUCAGUGUAAAGAGUACCAAUUUGAGUGUAAUGAUGGCUUCUGUGUUGACGACGAUAAAAGUUGUGACGGAAUUAAAAACGAUUGCAGCGAUGGUUUAGUUGAGACCGGUAGUACUUGCCCUACUUAUCAGUUAAACUUUACAUGCUUCGAUGGAAGCUCCAUUGACGUCUCUAAACUUUGCAAUGAGAGACCAGACUGCGGACCAAACGAAGAAGAUGAAAUGAGAUGUGAACAAAAUGGUAUCUGUGGAUUUGAUAGUGGACAUUGUGGAAUGAAAAAUGAAGGAUGGAGGUCGAAUGCUCCAAACAAGAACUUCUACAAAAUCUUACAUGAUCAUUCCUUCGAAGAAGGAGGUAGCUACUACAUUGCACUUCCUAAGAACCGCAGCCAAUUUGCUGUCAGUACACUAUCCAGACAAUGGAAUAAAAGAAAACCUCAUUGCAUGCAGUUUUGGUACAUUGUUGGCGCAUUGUCGUCAUUAAAAGUUUGCCAUUUAAACAGAAGUGAGACGAUCUGUCCUUGGAGCAAGUACGGUAGCUUUAUCGAGGAGAAGAAUGAAAAAAGAAAAGAAUGGACUUUUGGACAGGUUGAAAUCCCUGGAAAUUUGCUGAAUGGAACGCUACAGAUUGUUGGUAACGUCAGUGGAUAUUUCGCUGCAAUUGAUGACGUCAGUUUUAUUGAAACUUCAUGUUUGCAAGUUACAAACCAGACUAAUCCCUCAUGCUAUUUUGAUUUUGAUCAACCCUGCCACCACGACAGCCUAUGGAGUCGACAAACAAUUGAACUACACGGUGAAAAGAACUCUUACUUAAACUUGGCGCCUUCAAACAAUCUAGCGACCGGCAAGAUAUUAAGCCCAGUGCUCAGACCAAAAGCUGAUGGAUGGAAAUGUUUGCGAUUGUGGAUAAACAGCAGAGAUAGUGCAGUUUCUUUGAAUAUUYUUUAUAACAUUCAUAACAAUUCGAGGGAUAUUUUCAACUAUACAUCACACACACCAGGCUGGGUUUACUUUCAGUCACCAAUACCAGAAGAGUUAAACACUUUACAGGUUGUAAUUGAAGGGAAUAGAAGCGAACCAUAUGGCUCUCUUUCAAUAGACGAUAUAACAUACUCAAAGCAUCAAUGUAAAAGCAUUCCUUUGGAUAUCAAGUCGGGCCGUAAAGAGUGCCUUGAAUAUAGAACUUGGGACUUACCCACUUGUAGAAAGGACCGAGUUACAUCUGCAGCGAUAGACGACUGCAACUGGAAACUUCCAAAUACUCUAUGGUAUCGCAUAUCUCGAUUGGCGGGAAUCCAAGUGUCCACAGAGUGUUCUCGACAUACAGGCAAAGGGUAUGGCUGGAUCAAUGGGACUAUGCCCGCCGUGGUCGAGGGUCGAGUUUUAAGGACAAUGUGCAUAGGGAAUGUAUAUAUGGGAUGCUGCUGCUUGUUUAAGCAAAAUGUCACUAUACGUAAUUGUGGUGGAUACUUUGUUUAUCACUUUCCCAAAGUCAAAUCUUCAUUUUCAGUAUCUACAGAAUACAGUGCCCGGAAACUUACACUUGAUGUGGAAUGGCGAGGUUGGACAAAUAAUGGGCCAGGAUUAAAUUGGGAAAUUAUGAGUAACAAACAGUUUAUCUCCAUUUCAAAAUCCACUCAUCGACAGCAAGAGCAUCCCUUUAUUGGUUCGCAGCCUGGUAUCGAUGUUAAUAGUCCUAUCUCUUUCACUUUCCAAAUUGAACUACAUAUCGAGUCAUUUACCGUGUGUUUUUGGAUAUCUUCUAAUGAAACUACGCCGAAUUUUGUGAACAUUACCUUUAAGGACAUCUCUGCGAUAUCCCUGGAUGUAUUAAUUAACCGGUAUGUUUGGAGGCAUGUCUGUGUAGCUUCCCCGGAAUGUGGUAUAUACGUGAUUUAUGUAGAUGGAGUUGCGAACAAGACAACGUACACAGGAGAUCUGUUUAGAAUUAAUGAAGAAAUAAAGGUUUUCAUUACAUCAUCUGAAGAUAUCUCUCUCAAGCUAACCAGUAUAAACGCCUGUAACAAGCUUCUCAGCGACGAAACUAUUCUCUAUAUGUCUUAUGAUUGUAGAAGUAGCACAGGAAAUAUUGUUGCUUGGGAUGAGUUUUUUACUAAUAUUACAAGUUCAAACUAUUCAGUCAUCAAGAAUAUCACAACCUCCUGCUACGGAAGAAAAGGAAACGUUCUUAGCAUAAUAUCCAACGCGACUACACCCUCCUCAGCAAAAGCAACGUACCUGAGCCCACCGUACCCUAUACUACCUAAAUUCGUGAAAUCACCUGCAAGAUGCCUACGAUUUCAAUAUCGUCUGUUCGGCCCUGGGGCGAAAGUACUGAAACUAUAUCAAGUAUYAGAAAACAAAAUGUUCCCAUGGAGACCAAUUUGGAUGAAUGAAGAUAACAGUUCAAGUAGUUGGCAGGAAGGUCGGGUUACUCUUGCGGCUGUGACUGAAUAUCAGAUAGCCAUCGAGGGGCAAAUGUCCAAUGCACAAGGACUAAUAUCAAUAGGGGCCUUGCAUACAACCGAAGAGUAUUGUGCAAUUYUACCWCGUUCGUCAAAUAAAGGCUGCAACGAAGUCCUUCGCAACUUGUCUGGUAUCAUCAUGUCUCCCUGCUAUCCUAGUUUCUAUAGCAACAACACUAUAUGCAAUUCGACCAUCAUAGCGAAGCAAGGCUACGUGAUUCGUUUAGAGAUUACUGAAUUUGAACUGGAAAAAAGCACCCGAUGUGAGAAUGACUUUGUUGAUGUGUAUGAURGUGGUGAUCAAAUUGGUCGCUAUUGUGGUACAAGGUGA